Molecule: messenger RNA, 4631 nt
Organism: Acomys russatus (golden spiny mouse)
Lineage: Eukaryota; Metazoa; Chordata; Mammalia; Rodentia; Muridae
Product: leukocyte immunoglobulin-like receptor subfamily B member 3
Exons: 21
Coding region: 1-4167 (1388 amino acids)
Biological process (GO): cytokine-mediated signaling pathway
Molecular function (GO): inhibitory MHC class I receptor activity
Source: RefSeq, a predicted model, not a curated record
AUGACCUUCAUCCUCACAUCCCUGCUCUGGCUGGAGAUACUCCAGAAGCCUAUCCUCAGAGCACUACCAGACUCUGUGGUCUUCAUGCACACUGGAGUGACCCUCUUGUGUGAAGGGACAUCAGGAGCCACAAAGUAUUAUCUCUAUCAAAAGGAAGACCCAUAUUCAAGGUAUACUGAAAUGUUCCCUGAGCCUGGGAACAAGGCUGAAUUCACCAUCUCAAGAAUUGACCGGCACCAUGCUGGACCAUAUCAAUGUUACUAUCAGACCUAUUAUGGAUCAUCAGCGUACAGUAACACCCUGGAGCUGGUAGUGACAGGAGCAUACAAUAAACCCAGCCUGUCAGCCCAGCCCGGCCCUGUGGUGACCUCAGGAAAAACAGUCACCCUCCAGUGUGUUUCAGAGUAUUAUAACAAGUUCAUUUUCACUAAGGAAGGACCACAGAAGCAGUCCUGGAAGAAGAAUUCACAGUAUAACCAUUCUAUAGAUAAGUACCAGGCCUCAUUCUCUGUGGGUCCAGUGACCUCCAGCCAGAGGUGGACAUUCACGUGCUACAGCCAUAGCAUGAACAAUCCAUGGGUGUGGUCAUUUCCUAGUGACCCCCUGGAGCUCCUGUUCUCAGGGAACCUCCAGAAACCCAUCAUCAAAGCUGAGCCAGGCUCUGUGAUCACUUCCGGAAGUUCCACAACCAUCUGGUGUCAGGGAACUCCAGAUGCAGAAAUAUACGUUCUGCAUAAAGACGGAAGCCAGAAACCCUGGGGAACACAGACCCCAGAGGAGCCUGGGAACAAGGCCAAGUUCUCCAUGCAUGAUGUGACCGAGGAACAUGCAGGGCAAUAUCGCUGUUACUGUUACAGCUCGGCUGGGUGGUCAGAGCGCAGUGACACCCUGGAACUGGUGGUGACAGGAACCUACUACACUAAACCCAGCUUGUCAGCCCUACCCAGCCCUGUCGUGACCUCAGGAGGAAACAUGACCCUCCAGUGUGUCUCACAGAAUCGAUAUGAUAAAUUCAUUCUCACCAAGGAUAAUCUGAAGUUUACCAAGUCCCUCGACCCACAGUAUAAACGCUCUGCUACACCGUACCAAGCCCUGUUCCCUAUGGAGCACAUGACCCUAAACCACAUAGGGACAUUCAGAUGUUAUGGGUACUACAAGGAUACCCCACAGUUGUGGUCAGUACCCAGUGAGCCCCUGGAAAUACACAUCUCAGGUGAGCUGUCCAAGAAGCCAUCUCUGUUGGCUCACCAAGGCCAUAUCCUGGGCCCUGGAAUGAGCCUCACCCUGCAGUGUUCCUCUGACAUCAACUAUGACAGAUUUGCUCUGUACAAGGAGGGGAAAGCUGACUUCACACAGCGCUCUAGCCAGCAGACCCAGGCUGGCCUGUCCUUGGCUAACUUCACACUGGGCUAUGUGAGAUAUGACAUGGGAGGACAAUACAGGUGCUAUGGUGCACACAGCCUCUCCUCUGAGUGGUCAGCCUCCAGUGAUCCCCUGGACAUCCUGAUCUCAGAAUACCUCAGUGUCAUUCCUUCCCUCUCAGUGAAGCCUAACUCUACAGUCCACUCAGGAGAGAACGUGACCCUGCUGUGUCAGUCAACAUCCAGAGUAGACACUUUCAUUCUGUCCAAGGAGGGAUCGGCCCACCAACCCCUGCGGGGACUGGGACCAUUUGGAGACUCUAGCAUGCCACCUUCAGGGUCCAUACCAUCAGCUGAGAUACUCCAGAAGCCUAUCCUCAGAGCACUACCAGACUCUGUGGUAUUCAUGCACACUGGAGUGACCCUCUUGUGUGAAGGGACAUCAGGAGCCACAAAGUAUUAUCUCUAUCAAAAGGAAGACCCAUAUUCAAGGUAUACUGAAAUGUUCCCUGAGCCUGGGAACAAGGCUGAAUUCACCAUCUCAAGAAUUGACCGGCACCAUGCUGGACCAUAUCAAUGUUACUAUCAGACCUAUUAUGGAUCAUCAGCGUACAGUAACACCCUGGAGCUGGUAGUGACAGGAGCAUACAAUAAACCCAGCCUGUCAGCCCAGCCCGGCCCUGUGGUGACCUCAGGAAAAACAGUCACCCUCCAGUGUGUUUCAGAGUAUUAUAACAAGUUCAUUUUCACUAAGGAAGGACCAGAGAAGCAGUCCUGGAAGAAGAAUUCACAGUAUAACAGUGCUAUAUAUAAGUACCAGGCCUCGUUCUCUGUGGGUCCAGUGACCUCCAGCCAGAGGUGGACAUUCAGGUGCUACAGCCAUAGCAUGAACAAUCCAUGGGUGUGGUCAUUUCCUAGUGACCCCCUGGAGCUCCUGUUCUCAGGGAACCUCCAGAAACCCAUCAUCAAAGCUGAGCCAGGCUCUGUGAUCACUUCCAGAAGUUCCACAACCAUCUGGUGUCAGGGAACUCCAGAUGCAGAAAUAUAUGUUCUGCAUAAAGAGAAAAGCCAGAAAUCCUGGGGAACACAGACCCCAGAGGAGCCUGGGAACAAGGCCAAGUUCUCCAUCCAUGAUGUGACUGAGGAACAUGCAGGGCAAUAUCGCUGUUACUGUUACAGCUCGGCUGGGUGGUCAGAGCGCAGUGACACCCUGGAACUGGUGGUGACAGGAACCUACUACACUAAACCCAGCUUGUCAGCCCUGCCCAGCCCUGUCGUGACCUCAGGAGGAAACAUGACCCUCCAGUGUGUCUCACAGAAUCGAUAUGAUAAAUUCAUUCUCACCAAGGAUAAUGUGAAGUUUACCAAGUCCCUCGACCCACAGUAUAAACGCUCUGCUACACCGUACCAAGCCCUGUUCCCUAUGGAGCACAUGACCCUAAACCACAUAGGGACAUUCAGAUGUUAUGGGUACUACAAGGAUACCCCACAGUUGUGGUCAGUACCCAGUGAGCCCCUGGAAAUACAUAUCUCAGGGCUGUCCAAGAAGCCAUCUCUGCUGGCUCACCAAGGCCAUAUCCUGGGCCUUGGAAUGAGCCUCACCCUGCAGUGUUCCUCUGACAUCAACUAUGACAGAUUUGCUCUGUACAAGGAGGGGGAAUCUGACUUCACACAGCGCUCUAGCCAGCGGACCCAGGCUGGCCUGUCCUUGGCUAACUUCACACUGGGCUAUGUGAGAUAUGACAUGGGAGGACAAUACAGGUGCUAUGGUGCACACAGCCUCUCCUCUGAGUUGUCAGCCUCCAGUGACCCCCUGGACAUCCUGAUCUCAGAAUACCUCAGUGUCACUCCUUCCCUCUCAGUGAAGCCUAACUCUACAGUCCACUCAGGAGAGAACGUGACCCUGCUGUGUCAGUCAACAUCCAGAGUAGACACUUUCAUUCUGUCCAAGGAGGGAUCGGCCCACCGACCCCUGCGACUGAAAUCAAAGUUCCAACCUUGGCAGUACCAGGCUGAAUUCUCCAUGAGUGCUGUGGCCACCAGCUUCACGGGCACCUACAGAUGCUAUGGAUCUGAAGAUACAUCUCUCUACCUGUUGUCCUACGCCAGUGCCCCUGUGGAGCUCAAGGUAUCAGGACCCAUGGGAGACUCCAGUUUACCACCAUCAGGGCACAUGCCACCAACAGGACUGAGGAGUUACCUAAAGGUUCUGAUCGGAGUCUCUGUGGCCUUUCUCCUGCUCCUCAUCAUCCUCAUCUUCCUCCUUCUCCGACGAAGGCAUCAGGAAAAAUUCAGGAAGAAUGCCCAGAAAGAGACAGAAUUGCAACUCCCUGCAGGAGCUGCAGAGCCAGGAACCAGGGACAGAGGCUCCCAGAAGAGGUCCAGCCCAGCUGCUGCCACCCAAGAAGAAAGUCUUUAUGCUUCCAUGGAGGACAUUCGACUUAAGGAUGGUGUGGAUCUGGACAGUUGGCGACCGCCUGAGGAAGACCUGCAGGGAGAGGCACAUGGCCAGGUGAAACCUUCCAGGCUCAGGAAAGCAGGAACUCCCUUACCUUCUGCCAUGUCAAGUGAGCACGUGAACACAAAGGAUGGGCAAGCAGAAGAGGACAGAGAGGUGGACAGUCAGGCUGUGGAACCUGAGGAGCCACAGGAUGUGACCUAUGCCCAGCUGUGCAUCAGGACACUCAGCAGGAGGACAGCUGCACCUUCUCCCUCCCAGGCAGGGGAAGACCCAGAGGAGCCCAGUAUAUAUGCUGCUCUGGCGGCUGCUCAUCCAGAGGCUGUUCCCAAGGACAAGGAGCAAUGACCCUCUGCCUGCCAGGAUGGCUAACAGGCCUCCAAGGGAUUCUGGGAACUUUGAGCAACUUAUAUGAGCUUUAACUAACAUCACACAGCAUGGAAAUGAAGCCAGAGAUUUCUCAAUAACCAAGUGAAAUGAGAAAUGAAAUAGGAAAGAAGGGUUUUUCACUGGGUGCUAAUUGUAUGCAAUCCUGGUUGCACAGCCUCAUAAUUCCAACCCCUAAGAGGCUGAGGCAGGACAACUGCCAUUGCUUGUGGCCACCUUGGGACACCUAGUGAGUUUCAUGCCAGCCUGGGUUACAGAGUGAGACAUGUUUCAAACAACAUUAACUACCAAAGGCCAGGGAGGAGGUACACAAAUGAAAUCCUAACAAUCUGGAGUGAUGGACAGGAGGAUCAAGAGGUCAAGGGCAUCUUCAGCUACAUAGCCUAGAAGAGGGCAGCUUGGACCACACCAGAUCCUGUUAAAAA